Caenorhabditis remanei is the source of this 282-nucleotide messenger RNA. RefSeq lists its product as uncharacterized. Lineage: Eukaryota; Metazoa; Nematoda; Chromadorea; Rhabditida; Rhabditidae. The coding region runs from base 1 to 282 and encodes 93 amino acids. The record is from RefSeq and is a predicted model, not a curated record. The transcript is spliced from 2 exons.
AUGAUCCGCAAGACAACCAUUCUCUUCCUGGCUCUCGCUUUGUUGGCCACCGUCGGAGCUGAAGAGUCCACCACUCAAGAGCCCACAGUAGUGUCAAAGGAGAAGACCCCAGAACCUCCAAAGGCCGCCCCGGAAACUGAAGCCCCACCUGCAGCUGAUGCUGGAUCAAACAGCGACGCAGCAGCACCAGAAGCACCAGCCGAUGGAGGAAAUGGAACCAGCUCCUCUGCUUUCAUGAGCUACGGACUCGGAGCUUCCGUCGUUCUUCUGGCUGCUCUCUAG